Austrofundulus limnaeus is the source of this 2465-nucleotide messenger RNA. RefSeq names its product 5-hydroxytryptamine (serotonin) receptor 1B (gene htr1b). The record is from RefSeq and is a predicted model, not a curated record. The transcript has a single exon. Gene Ontology annotation, biological process: regulation of behavior; chemical synaptic transmission; positive regulation of MAPK cascade. Bases 1235 to 2353 code for a protein of 372 amino acids. Lineage: Eukaryota; Metazoa; Chordata; Actinopteri; Cyprinodontiformes; Rivulidae. Gene Ontology annotation, molecular function: G protein-coupled serotonin receptor activity. Gene Ontology annotation, cellular component: plasma membrane.
GCUGUUUUCUGGUGUCAUUCUCACAACAGAAUGCAAAAAGAAAAUAUGUGAUUCAACUGGGGAAAGUMUGCUAUAACUUUAGAAGUAUGAGCUUUAUGAUUUUUUUUUCACAAAUAUAAUUUAAGUUUUAGGAAGCUUUUAAGUAACCCCCUCACAAAAUGUUCAAUAGACAGUUGAUGAUGUCAUAUACAUUCCAACUUUGAGCUGUUUACAAAGUUUUUGCAGAGACUUUUCUUACUACUUCAACUUUAUUAUUACAUGUGCAGAUCUUCAGGCUACAUCAAAACGUGGCUCAGAUUUCUCCCAAAUCCUCUCAAAAUUCAGCACGUGCACAGCCAAGCUCCCACAAAUUAUAACUUCAGCUCAAAAUAUUCACCACAGAAYCAGAAAUGAAAAGGCUGUUUCCAUUAAAUCCCAAGUGUGAUCYUAUGCAGCUCAUCAGUCAAGAAUUAUUAAGCUCUGAUCGUUUGUGUCUGCCUUUCUUAAGAGUGCUGUUUAGACAGGUGUUUGGUUAGUGARUGGGUCUCAAAACGUGUUUGCUCUUAUUGCAAAGUUUCUGUUAUUUGGCUGCAUCCACACCUCUCUAUUUUGUUAUUGCAUCAAAAUUCAAGAGAACUUCAAGUUCAAGUUUCAGGUUUAUUUAUUUGCCAUUAGAGAAACACUGGAAAGACAGUAGAACUUGUUCAUAACAGGUUUGUGUUGGUGAAGUGAGUUYGAACCAUUGUUCCAUGAGAUGAGGCAGGCUGGGUGGGCACUAUGACCCAGCAGCUGGUCCACUCUUCGAGAGGGAGUAAAAGUAAAGAGAAGAACAAGGUUGUGAUCAGUGGCGUUUUGUUUGAUGUCAGAGUCUGUAUAAAACCCAGGCUUUGGCUCGGCUCACCAAUGAACCACGAGGGGCCCCGAGGAGCCACAGCUCUGGAGAACUCCUGCCCUACAUGCGGAUUUAUCUGUGACAUKCUCCCAGAUGUUGAGGUAUCAGGACGCACCCUUUGCCGCUGUGCGUAAUCCCUGUUAGAAACUAUUCARAUGUGGAUUAAAAAACGGAAAAGAUGACUGGAUGUUCGCUCGGAGAGGUGCACCGGUGAAAAAGAGAACUAUGAAGCUGGAAGGAAACAGUUUUUGUGUUUUGAUCUGGUUCUCGGAGAGGAUGGCUCGGACCAGGCGGCGCGCAUGGAGGAAAAGGGGCUCCUUGGAUCUUUGACUUGGGUGCGUGAGAUGAACUAAAAAAAAAGUUAUGGAGCUCUAUGGUGAAGUGGAGCCGGUGAACGCAACGAACGACAGCUCGGCUCCCUCCGCUGUGGAUGAGAGCGCGGAGAGCCUCGCCUUUCAGAUCAGCCUUGCUGUCAUCCUCGCGGCCAUCACGCUCGCCACCACUUUAUCCAACGCCUUCGUCAUCGCGACCAUCUCGCAGUCCAAGAAGCUGCAAACUCCGGCCAACUUCCUGAUCGCCUCCCUGGCCGUCACGGACCUCCUGGUGUCCAUCCUGGUGAUGCCCAUCUGCGUCCUGUACACGGUGACGCACACCUGGACGCUCGGGCAGGUGGUCUGCGACGUCUGGCUCUCCUCGGACAUAACGUGCUGCACCGCGUCCAUCCUCCACCUGUGCGUCAUCGCCUUGGACAGGUACUGGGCCAUAACGGACGCGGUGGAGUACUCCAAGAAGCGCACGCCGGCGCGCGCCGCCGGGAUGGUGACCACGGCGUGGGUGAUCGCCAUCUCCAUCUCGCUGCCGCCGCUCUUCUGGCGGCAGGUGAAGGRGGAGGAGCUGACCAGCUGCAGCGUCAACACCGACCACAUCUUCUACACCAUCUACUCCACCUUCGGCGCGUUCUACGUCCCCACGCUGCUGCUCAUCGUCCUGUACGGGCGGAUUUACGUGGAGGCGCGCAAGCGGAUCCUCAAGCAGUCCCCCAAGAAGGUCGGGAAGAGGCUCACCUCCGCGCACCUGGUCACCAGCUCCCCGGCGUCCGUGGCGUCCACGACCCCCCUGCAGUGCGGGAGGCACGAGGCCCCGUCCAGCGACGCCAGCUCCUCCGUCAGCGACAACCAGGUGAAGGUGACCGUGUCCGACGCGCUGCUGGAGAAGAAGCGCAUCUCGGCUGCCAGGGAGAGGAAAGCCACCAAGACUCUGGGGAUAAUACUCGGCGCCUACAUCGUGUGUUGGCUUCCGUUUUUUAUUUACACCCUGCUGGUGGCCACGUGCGACACGUGCCUGAACCCGGAGCUGUUUGACUUCUUCACCUGGCUGGGAUACCUGAACUCCCUUAUUAACCCCAUUAUUUACACCAUGUCCAACGAGGACUUCAAGAAGGCUUUCCAAAAGCUCARGCGCCUCAGGUGCUGCAGCUUGUGAACUCAGACAAGAAUAAGAUUUAUUGAAUUAUCUUUACAUUUUGUAAAGAAAAUCAAAGCUAUGGAAACUCACGACAAUGGAACUGACAGGCAUGAGAAGGUGCAUGGAAAAG